CACUAAGCGUUUCGCACGUGGAUAGCAUCGAAACAGGGCUGAUGAUUUUCUCUGCACAGACAUCUGGGCUCCUCGAUUCGGAAAGCCGUGCGGGCUUACACAUUGUCUGAAUUACAGAUUACUUAUGUCGCUUCAUCACUGCUGCUGCGGAACUAGCGUAUGAGCAACAACUUAGGAAACAGGUUGUUUUGGUGCCCCUCAUGGUUCCCCUCCUAAGAAAGAAGGUGCAGAGGGGGUUAUUUUGGGUCGGUGACGUGCGUUACUUAUACUGAUGUUCCGUGGCUACAUUGACUAAGCAAACUGUUCGCUAGCUGCCUGCUAGCUUAGAUGUGAACAGAAACAUUUCUCUCGCUUCCUUGUCAAGAUCCAGGUUUCCCUGAUUGUGGGCUCUCGAGGUCUAUGCAGAUGGGCGGUGUUUUUCGCUAGGUCGCCUUCUUUCCUGUAAAAACGCAGCGUCACCAUGGCUGGUCGACAGAGACGGAGGGACUUCGCAUGGCGAGUGGCACUUUUAUUCCUGGCCGUAGUCUUUUUCUCCAAGCCGAGUACUUCUGCCUUGUACUGCUACGCCGCGGAGUACAAAGUGAAAGGAUCGUUUUCUUAUGAAGGCGACUUGUUAGAAGUGAAGUCAACCGAUACGUACAGUGUCACUCUGCAUGUUGGCGACGUGCUGUCUGUCUGGUGCAAAAAUGCGAAGGGCACGUUUCCGAAGACCUUCCCCCCAGACGUGUGCAUGGCCUUCGGAACAAAUUGCAGAGAAAACUGCACUGUCAGCUUGGCGGCACUUCUUGCGAGGAAUUCAGAGGCGAUCUCUGGGGAUACGGUUUCCGGUGAUGCACCGCUCACGAUAACCAUACCACAUCAAAUGAACCUGGCUACGGUAUUCAGCUUCGCCUGCAUUUCCCCGAACAGUGGAUCCCCCAGAGUCCAGUUUGACGUCAGAAUCAAUCCAGGAAACAAGCAUGUGACUAUGUGGGCGGGUACAGACCAAGAUGCCUACAAUGGAGGCUCGAGCCUGUCUAUCCGAAUGCCCUGCGUUGUUGCUGCCCUCAUUUCUAUGAGUUCCAUCUUCGGACAUUAGACGAUGAGAGACAGGCUCUCAAGGACGCCAGCCGCCGGUGGUAACCUUAGUUUGUCGGCUUCCGCGCAUCCUUUUCUUGAAAUUAACCCAAGAUUUGUGAGGUGGAGCAACAUAAGGUCGCCGGCUCAAGAAAUUCGUUCGAAACAA
Molecule: messenger RNA, 1225 nt
Organism: Toxoplasma gondii ME49
Lineage: Eukaryota; Apicomplexa; Conoidasida; Eucoccidiorida; Sarcocystidae
Exons: 2
Coding region: 461-1078 (205 amino acids)
Source: RefSeq, a predicted model, not a curated record